Molecule: messenger RNA, 865 nt
Organism: Galeopterus variegatus (Sunda flying lemur)
Lineage: Eukaryota; Metazoa; Chordata; Mammalia; Dermoptera; Cynocephalidae
Product: tripartite motif-containing protein 26-like
Molecular function (GO): protein binding
Source: RefSeq, a predicted model, not a curated record
UAGUUCCCACUGUGACUCUACUCUCUCUAGGUAUCCCCAGAAGAAGAUCUGGAUUGAAAAACCUAUCAGUCCUACAGUCAAAAAGCUGGCAGAAGAAUUUUCAGAUAAACUUCUCUUUUUAGAGGAAGAACUUGGAGGAUUCCAUGGAAAAUUGAUAAGGGAUCUGGAAUAUGAGACAAUGAGGAUCAUCCUGAAUUUUCAGACAGUUAAUGGCUACAUCUCAGUAUCUCCGAAUGGGAAGAGUAUAAUAUUUACUGGUUUGUGGGUGAACAAAUACCAAUAUGGUCAGCAAUUUGAUCCUGAACCUGGUGUGCUGGGCAGUAAAGGCUUCACCUGGGGCGAAGUGUACUGGGAAGUGAAAGUGGAUAGGAUCUGGUGGGGAGCAGAGGAGGAAGCAGCAGCAGUGGGAUACAGGGUGGCCAGAGGUAGGAGUGGCAGUAGCUGUCUUGGUGCAUUCUUAGGCAUCGCUGCUGGGUACAGUUCUCCUGUAUAUAGAAAUGAGGAUGAAGAGUUGUGGAGGAGGAAUGGUUUCAGGAAAAUAUGGCCAAAAUUCUGCCUAGUGAGGCUGGCAAGAGAGUCAGUGGUGAGAAGAGGAUUUCUCAACUUCACCCCUGAGGAGGGAUUCUGGACUCUGCAGCUGUCUUCAGCUGGGGUCUAUAUAUGUACUAGUCCUGAGCCUUUCCAGAUCCUAACCUACUGUCCAAGGCAAACUGGAGUUGCUUUGGAUUAUGAUGGAAGGAAGGUAACCCUUACCAGUGCUCGAACUCAACAGUGUAUCUAUGAAUUCUCAUUUUCCUUCACUGGGAGAAUUUUUCCUUUCUUAUGGCUUAAUUGCAUGAGAUCCAGACUUACACUGAAACCCUGA